AUUUAAGGAACCUUCUAAAUGGUUGCUAUUGAUGCUGUUACUAUCGAUGUCGUACUCGUUGAUAUUCGAGCUGUUGUAGAGAUCGCAAUUUUCCACUGGGAGUAGUGAUUUCAGAACUUUUCUAGCUGCACGGAAUAAAAAAAAAUAAUUAAAAUAUCAGAUACUUCGAGGAUUAAAAAUCUAUGCCAUCAGCUGUUCAAUCCGUGGAGACACUUGGCAUCAACUCUUUCCGAUGCCGCGUGUGUAGAGGGGUCCACGCUCUGCGGAAGUGCAGGCGUUUCCUGGGCCUUCCGGCCGAAAAACGUCUUCGCGCCGUGCUAAUUAAUAAGUACUGCGCGAAUUGUCUGGCGCACCAGCACUCCGGGCAAUCCUGCCGAAGCAAGGCCAAAUGCAAGACGUGUGGCCAGAGCCAUCACACGCUGCUGCAUCUGCCUGGAGCUCGUCGCCGACAGCGACGUCGUCCCGCUGCAGCCCGUAUCAGCGGGCCCACCUCCUCCGCCCUCGCCGGGACACCUGCACCACAAAAAGGAUCCCGCAAAGGACGACGCCACCAGGCAGCAUCCACCACCACGAGGGAAGUUACGCCGCCGCUGAGCACGCUGAUGCAGCACAAGGCCGUUAGCAUCCUGCCCACGGCAAUUGUCAUUGUGCAAACGGACCAGAAGAAUUUCGAUGUGAGGGCGUUGAUCGAUCCGUGUAGCCCUACUACUCGGAUCCAUGCUUCAUUGGCAAGGGCCAUGGGUCUUUCCGCCACUAGCGUGGGUCCGGGAGAGGUUUGCACGGCGACCAUCUGUUCGAAAACAUCCGAUUUCCAUAUUAAUGCUAUCCUGCAAUUAGACCCGCAGCUCAAUUGCCGGACGCCAAUCCGGUCGAUCGAGCACGCAGCCAAUCCGGCUGGGAUUACGCUCGCCGACGGCAAUUGGGCUCGACCCAGUACGGUGUCUGUUGUGCUGGGGGCUGACGUGUAUUCUCACGUCAUCCUUCCAGGAAUCGUCCCCAGCACUGACGGUCGUCCCAUGGCCUAGAACACCGUCUUCGGGUGGGUCCUUUUAGGUUCCUACCAAUAAUCUGCACAGAUAUACAGAUAAUGUUAGACGAAUACCUUAGAGAUGGCAUCAUACAACCUAGUUGCUCAGAGUAUGCUUCGCCAAUUGUAUUGGUAAUGAAAAAAACAGGAGACCUAAGAAUGUGCGUUGAUUUUAGAAAACUCAACAAAAUCAUGAUCAAAGAUAAUUAUCCUU
Molecule: messenger RNA, 1241 nt
Organism: Drosophila mojavensis
Lineage: Eukaryota; Metazoa; Arthropoda; Insecta; Diptera; Drosophilidae
Exons: 3
Coding region: 183-1025 (280 amino acids)
Source: RefSeq, a predicted model, not a curated record